AUGAAAAGACAACAGUAUGCCUGCGAUCAGUGCAGGAAAUCCAAACGAGGCUGCGAUGCUCCGCCUUUGGAUUAUCCACAGAACAUGGACCCUCUGCGCAACGGGAGGAUGAUUGUUGGAGAAAAGCCACCUAUGGCUCAAUCAUCGCCGUGUUCGUAUUGUAUCAAGACUCAUAAAAAGUGCACCAUGAAUUGGGCUUGGACGCAGAUACAGGUUUCGUACGCUUUGGCCGCUGCUGCGCGCGGGGAAGCUGGCAUAGAAUGCGUUGUUCCGACAAGACGAGCGUCGACCGAGAAGAGUCGCACGUCGCCUACGACUUCGGCCGUUACUGACGAUAUAAGUCUUGAUGCUGAAUCGACGACGACAUAUGUUUCUCAAUCACUUCCUCCUGUGCCGGUAUUUUCGGACAUCGACGUUGGAUUGCAAGAAAUGGACUUGCCUUCGUUCUUGGACGGUUCUCUCGAUACAUUACCCUUUGACUUCGAACCGCAUGAGACGGACCCUCUGGAUACCAAUUUCUACGGUGUUGCUUUCAAGGAUAUCAACCAGUCAUCAGAUUGUUUGAGUGAACCGUGGGAGUUCUUCAAAGAGUCAGCAACACAACCACCGCCAGUACUCGACGUAUUCUCCCUUUCACAACCCAUAAUCAGCCUUACAGAACCCAGCCAAUCACUAGCUCUAUCCAGUCCCAACGAAAAAGACUGGAACACGAGGAAAAAGCGCCGCCGUGUGUCCAACGCCUGGAGCGAUACCCAAAGCAGCUCUCUGUCAUCAUUUUCCGUGGAUCAAUCCAUGAUGGCACAGUCCAACAAUCAACUUAUCUCGACGAACCUGUUACAGAUCUAUCACGAUGUUCUCGAGCAUAACCUUUCCUGCUGGUUGAAUGAGGUCACAUGUCCGUUUGGAAGCCAAAAGGAUAUUAACAGGCCCAGCAGUUUCGCAGAAUGGGGCUCUUCGUGGACGAACAGAGUCCUUCGCCGGACCUUGAAUCUCGAUCAGGUCGCUCAGUCAACUCAGCUCAUCCAAAUCUCAAGACAGGAAGAGUCAAAAACCGCAAAGGCUCUUCAUCUGUCUAUUAUGGCCUUUGCGACGCAGUGGGCUCAGGGAUCACGGCGCCAAAAGGAGCGAUAUCCUUCACUUGCAGACAUUACAGAGGAUGACCCACUGAAUGAAUUCAUGAAUGAGCUUACGGAGGAAUUUGAUCGUAAUCUCCAGAGAAAUAUUUGGGACCAGGCCAGAAGGGCUCUUGAUGAGGUUGCCGAUGUCGAAUCUUUUCGCGUCGUCUGUGCCGAGAUGAUUUUCGGCCUUACGCAAAAGCCUCUUACUCAAGAAGAAAUGGCUUUUGGAGAUUCAAAUCCUCGUGAUGGUUAUGAUGACAAAUACGACGCAGAAGCGGUUGCCGAUGAAAUCGCCAGCAUAAUCGAAAACGACGGUCCACCGAUCUACAUGGAGCGAGCAGCUAGAAAGAUGCACACGCUAAAAUAUCGAUACGACGCUGAAUCAAAAGGCAUCUUCAGAAACAGCACCAAAAAAAGACAAAGUGUGUCAUCAACAAUGAGCACCGAGGACAGGGGCACGAUAAGUUUGCUGUACUGGCUAACCGUCAUGUUCGACACGGUCAGUUCAUCCAUGGCCGAAAGACCGGUCGUGGUCGUCGACGCCAACAGCCAGCACGACGAUGCCCGCGGGGAUACAGACUGGAAUGUCCCGCUUUUCAUACAGGAUAGUUUGGAGAAGCCAAAACUGGUGGUGCAUUGGCCGUGCUCGUAUGAGGAGGCCGCGGAAGCUGUCACGAGGUCUGCGCCGGUUAAGGUUCUCAUGUUUCGACAUGUAGCCUACCUACAGAAUAUCCUGAGGCAGGGAGGGCGCAGAGAAAAGGUUGAGGAGUUUAUAGAAAGAUCUAUCAGCGUGUAUAGAUACUGGAACAUGACGCACGGCACGUUCUUCAGAGAACUCCUUCAGAACUACGACGCCAUCCCAGGCAGAAUCCAAAGCUGGUUCAUGUGCAUCUCAGCCCACUGGCAUCUCGGCGUCCUUCUACUCGCAGACCUAAUCGAGCACAUCGACAACCACAACCUAGGCAUCCCCUCACACAGCCACGCGCGCACCAGCAGCAAAUGGGUUCUCCGUGUCCGCGAGCGCAGCGCAACAGAGCUCUCUGACCUCGCGCGCGCAGCCGCCCCGGGAAUAACCACAGCGCCGCAGCUCUCGGAUUUCCACCACGCCAUCAACGAGAGCAUGCUCCUCACGGAACCGUGGACGAUCAUCCUGAUACGGGCGUUUUCCAAGGCUGGGAACUUCUGGCUAGGGGAGGCGAGCGGGCUGAUUAGGUGUGAGUGUGAUGAAACGGAUGUGAGCGCGAGGUUGGACAGGGCGGAGGAUUGUGUUAGGGGGUUGUGGACGUUGGGGAAGAAAUCGGACAGCGCGAGGAGGUGUGCUGAGACGUUGUCUAGGGCGAAGAGAAAAGUGGUUGUGUAA
This is a messenger RNA of Fusarium sp. VM40, 2478 nucleotides long. The record is from the annotation of a GenBank genome assembly. Lineage: Eukaryota; Fungi; Ascomycota; Sordariomycetes; Hypocreales; Nectriaceae.